Caenorhabditis bovis is the source of this 1446-nucleotide messenger RNA. NCBI's taxonomy places the organism in Eukaryota, Metazoa, Nematoda, Chromadorea, Rhabditida, Rhabditidae. The record is from the annotation of a GenBank genome assembly.
AUGAGCCAUCGGAGAAAAGCGAAUCCGAAGAAGCUGAGUGAAGAGCAGGAGAGCUCAUCAAACAAUAAUCCCGAAAUGAAUACCCAUCAACAUCCAUCGGCAUUGACAGCCACGAAUCUUCUCAUCUCCGAGAAUGGAAUGGAGGACACCGCGAAUCCGGCUCACUCGCCGCACAACACUUCCGUGAAAUCAAGCUUCAGCACCAUUUCUGAUCACACCAGCACCUCGGCGACAACCGGCUUAACCGACUAUCCCGAUAUUCUUGCACAAACCGACCAAGGUUGCAUGGUCGUUAUUGACGGAAAUAUUCUAAGGCAUGUGUUGGGAAGCGUUGAGAAAACCGAAUCGAAGGCCGAUCUCCUCCAAAACAUCAUCAAACAAUUGCAUUCGCUUAAGGAUCGAAUUUGCUCCGACGAAUUAUCGCCAUCGAAAGAAGAUUUAAAAGAGGAAGACGAGGAAGAGGAGGACGAGGAGGAGGAGCAACACGAUAUGAAUUCGAUGCUUUCCAACGCCGGCCUCGACUCGGAAACACUUCUCCGCCAACAGGAGCUCCUCCAGCAGCAGCAAUCGCAAACCGCACGCCAAUUCCAGAUCAUGUCGCAACUUUUGAGCAAUUCGAAUCAAGUGCCGUUCCUGUUUCCGGGCUUCGCCUAUGAAUCGCUGUUCAAUGGCAACGCAUUGAAUCCGUCGCUGCUCAGCCAACUGCAAACACCGUUGAGCAAUGGCGUUGCGGCAUUACAACGAACAAUGGCCAGCAAGUUUUUGGAAAGUGUGGGCGGCGAGAAGAUUGAUUCGCCAUUGAACUUAACUAAAGAAUCGCCGUCGCCAACCGGAACUGUACCACAAUCGCCGUUGGCCAACUUCAGACUUCCUUACAACAUUCAGCCAAGCUUUGGAGCAGAUGUGACCGCCUCAUUGAUGAACAACAACAUCUCACCAGCAUCGAGCGGCAAGAGCACACCAGGAAAUGUAUCGGUCACCAGCGAAGUGAACACACCACGCCCGCAAGCCAAAUCGCCAAAUCAUAUAAAGCGUCCAAUGAACGCGUUCAUGGUUUGGGCACGUGAUGAGCGCCGCAAAAUUCUCAAGGCCUACCCGGAUAUGCACAACAGCAACAUUUCGAAAAUUUUGGGCUCGCGUUGGAAAGCGAUGAGCAACACCGAAAAACAGCCAUACUAUGAAGAGCAAUCGAGAUUGAGCAAACUUCAUAUGGAGCAACACCCUGAUUACAGAUACCGGCCGCGUCCGAAGAGAACCUGCCUUGUCGAUGGCAAAAAAGUUCGAAUCAACGAGUAUAAGACAAUGAUGAAGAAGAAGGAGGCGAACUGGAACGAGGAGUCAAGCUUCAACAGCCAACAACUUGAAAUCGCAGGAUUGCCCAAUAUCAACUUGCUCUCGGAGCUUCAACAUCACCAUCAAGGGCAUCUGCUUCAAACCGCAGAGUAG